UGCCGCGCUGCCCCCCCGCCCCGGGGCGCUAUGAGCCAUGAAGCCGCCCGGCAGCAACUCCCUGCGGCAGCCUGGCUGCGGCGGCCGCCGCCGCCCCACGCUCCUGCCGCUCCUCGGCCGCCUCGUCUCGCUGCUCCUGCUCCUCCAUGGCUCCUGUGUCCCCCGGGCCCGCGCGGCUGCAGCCGCCGGCCUGCACUGGAAUGAAACAGCAAGCGGUAUAGAGGAAGUACUGGCAGAUGAAGAGAGUACAUUUCAACAGAGUAACAGCAGUAACAGUAAAAAUAACAGCUACAGCAAUGCAAUCCAGAAGGAAAUCACACUGCCUUCAAGACUAGUCUAUUACAUCAACAGAGACUCUGAGACCCCUUACCAUAUCCUGGAUACCAGGGCAAGGCACCAGCAGAAACAUGACAAGGCUGUACAUCUGGCCCAGGCGAGUUUCCAGAUUGAGGCCUUUGGCUCUAAAUUCAUCCUUGACCUCACACUGAAUAAUGAUUUGUUAUCUUCCAACUAUGUGGAGAUCCACUAUGAAGAUGGAAAACCAAAAUUUUCAAAGGGGGGAGAGCAUUGUUACUACCAUGGAAAUAUCAGAGGUGUGAAGGAUUCCAAAGUUGCUCUUUCAACUUGUAAUGGACUUCAUGGCAUGUUUGAAGACAGUACUUAUUUAUACUUGAUAGAACCAAUGGAUCUGACCCACACUGCAGAAAGUAAAAGUAGGCCACAUAUCAUCCAAAGAACUUACGGAACACAAACCUCCAAGCAGUUGCGGGACCUUGAGACUGACUCUAGUUCUGAAUGGCCUUUUCUGUCUGAGCUGCAGUGGCUGAGGAGAAGGAGAAGAAAGAGAGCAUUGUCUCGUGGUGUCUUUGAAGAAAUGAAAUAUCUGGAACUCAUGAUAGUAAAUGACCAUAAAAUGUUCAAAAGGCACCGUUCUUCAACUGCAUACACAAACAAUUUUGCAAAGUCUGUGGUAAACCUUGUAGAUGCUAUAUACAAGGAGCAGCUGAACACCAGGGUGGUGCUGGUGGCUGUGGAGACGUGGACGGACAGGGACCGCAUUAACAUUCAGCCCGACCCCCUGCAGAUGCUGCACGACUUCUCCAAGUACCGGCAGCACUUCGUCAAGCAGCACGCCGAUGCUGUGCACCUGCUCUCGAAUGUGACAUUUCAUUACAAAAGGAGCAGCUUAAGUUACUUUGGAGGUGUUUGCUCUGUGGCCAGAGGAGUAGGAGUGAAUGAGUAUGGCCUCCCUUUGCCCAUGGCACAGGAACUAGCCCAGAGUCUUGCUCAGAAUCUUGGAAUACAAUGGGAGCCAGCUGCCAGGAAACCGAAGUGUGACUGCACUGAAUCCUGGGGUGGUUGCAUCAUGGAGGAAACAGGGGUAUACCAUUCCAGGAAAUUCUCCAAAUGCAGCAUUGCAGAAUACAAAGAAUUUUUACUUCGUGGGGGUGGUGCCUGUCUUUUUAACAGGCCAACAAAGCUCUUUGAAGCCACCGAGUGUGGAAAUGGAUUUGUAGAAGCAGGGGAAGAAUGUGAUUGUGGUUUCCGAAUGGAAUGCUAUGCAGACUGUUGUAAGAAGUGUUCUCUUUCUAAUGGAGCUCAUUGUAGUGAUGGACCCUGCUGUAAUACAUCGUGUCUUUUUUUCCCGCGAGGUUAUGACUGUCGAUACGCAGUGAACGAGUGCGACAUUGCAGAGUUCUGCACUGGGGAUUCUGGACAGUGUCCACCAAAUCUUCAUAAACAAGAUGGGUAUGCCUGUGAUUCUAAUCAGGGUCGUUGCUAUAAUGGUGAAUGCAAGACAAGAGAUAAUCAGUGCAAAUAUAUCUGGGGAUCUAAGUCUUCAGGAUCUGACAAAUUUUGUUAUGAAAAGCUAAAUACAGAAGGCACAACAAAAGGAAACUGUGGAAAGGAUGGAGACCGAUGGAUUCAGUGCAGCAAACAUGAUGUUUUCUGUGGCUUUUUGCUCUGUACUAAUCUUACUAGAGUUCCACGAGUUGGUCAAGUUCAAGGAGAAAUUAUCCCAAAUUCUUUUUAUCAUCAAGGACGCAUAGUGGACUGCAGUGGUGCUCAUGUUCUUUUAGACGAUGAUACGGAUUUAGGUUAUGUGGAGGAUGGAGCUCCAUGUGGACCUCAGAUGAUGUGUCUGGACAAAAAGUGCCUGCCAAUCCAGUCCUUGAACAUAAGCAGCUGCCCCAUUGGUUCCAAUGGAAAAGUCUGUUCUGGUCAUGGGGUUUGUAGUAAUGAAGCCACUUGCAUUUGUAAUUUCUCCUGGGCUGGGACAGACUGCAGCAUUGAUGAUCCUGUCAGGGAUACUGGUGGCAAGAAGGAUGAAGGACCCAAGGGUCCUAGUGCCACCAAUCUUAUAAUAGGCUCCAUCGCUGGUGCCAUCCUGGUAGCAGCAAUUGUCCUUGGGGGGACAGGAUGGGGCUUUAAGUUAUCAGAUGUUCAUAUGAACAUACGGUACUGUGGUGUCAAGUCCAUAUCAAACAAAUGUCAAAAAACGAAGGUUCGAUCCAACCCAGCAAGGCCCUAUCUGAAGAAAUGCCAUUCAAAAAGCUGCUUCUUGCACUACUGGAUUUUGGGUAUGAUGUCCUUGCUGUAGCUACACAAGAACUAAAUCAGUACAGAAGAACAUGAGAACAGUAACUAUAAACACAAAGUUGGGAUGUUGAGAUAAGUUGGAAAUACUUCCUCUAUUCACCUUUCUCUUGUUAACAUUAACUGACAAGUGGUACAAGCAAACUGCUUCAAAAAAUCAGGUGUUUUUUUUCCUUUUCUCAAAUUAAGAAGGAGACACAGACCAAGUGCAAUAAGAGAACUGUUCCAAAAUAAUGGAGUUGCAAAAGAUUCUUUCCCAGCCUGCUGGCACUCUAACUUCACUUGAGUUCGCAUGACUUCCUUUUUCUUAUCAAACUCCAGUGGCAUGAGGAGCUGAUUUUGAAAGGGUAACCUGCAUGGCUCACAUACAAACAACCAAGUUAGCAAGCUGACCCCAAGCAGAAUCUGCAGCCUAAUAAAUACAAAGCACUGGGAAGCCAGUGCCAGGCUUCAACAGCUUUUCCAGCCACGCAGUGCAUUCUGCAGCUGGACUUGAGGGUUCCCUGCUCCAUGAGCUCACUGUCCACCUUGGACAGGAGCCUCUUGGGUAUGGAAGCUAGAGAAUGAUGGAUGGAAUUCUUCCAAGAAGGAAAAAGUGUAAAUAUGGAAAUAAGAUUUUGAUGUAUCAUUUUCACAGAUUAUAUAUAAAUAUAUAUAUACGAGAGAAAAGAAUUUCCAUAUAAAAAGGUUCUAUUCUUUAUGUAAAUCUAUUUUUGAUGUUGGGUUUGGUUUUGGGUUUUUUUUCUUCCCCUUUUUUUUUGUAGCAUGUUGUACAGCAGAUGUUCUGGGCUUGCUCAAAAAAGGCAGAUAACAGCAUGCAGAUGCAGGGAGUUCUGACACCAAACAGAUGUGAUCUAAAGUUUGUAUGCUUGAAACCAAAAACAAUUAAAAUGUAUAAAUGCAUAUCUAUGUAUUGACUAUAAGUCUGAAUUACUUCUUUUGGCUGUUAUACAGACUUUUCCAUUAUAUAAGUAACACACACUCAAACUAAUCACAAAAGUGCCAAACUCUUUUUUUUCUUUUAAGAAAAGCUACUUUUUUUCCUGCCUAGAUCCUGUAAAAUGAAAACUUAAAUAAGCCUUAAAAUAAUCAAAAGAUGUUAAAGCUUGGAAUGAGCUAUUAUUCUCUUGCCUUCUGCCCAUCCACUGGAAGCAGCUUGCAAAGGUGACUGACCUUUUUAACUCACUCCCUGUAUCUCUUUGAUGCAUGUCACUAUUCAAAGUUUAAUGCAAGAUUAAUACUUUGACCCUUGGCUACUGAUAGCCGGUUACCACCACAAUAUGUGCAAAAUCCCAGGUAAUUUCAGGUGUGCUGUCAUUACUUUUAGAGACACCUUCUGCACCAACACAGAUUUUUACAGAGUAGUCCUGGGCAGCAGUCCUGUGUCCCUAGGAACACCUGGCUGCAGCUGCCUUGAGAGAGGGUUGUGAAGAGGUCUAGUUUAGGGCUUCCUUAAAGUACAGGGCUGGACAGUCUGCCUCAUCCUUUUAAUCUUGACUUAAAUCAUUUGGUAAGUGAAAUAACUGAAAAUUUAAGUGCUGUGUCUGAUAAUCAGAAUUAGAUCCAAAAUAUUUUAAAAGUUGUAACUUUUGGAUGUUUAGUAACAACAGAAGCCCAGUUACAUUACUUCCUGCAUCUUUGUUCAGAGGAAAUCCAUUUCCCAAGUUAGCUUUAAGAGCCAAAACAUAAAAAAAUGCUGCAGACAUUCUCCUGUGAGUUAGAAAACCUCAUUUCAGUUAUUUUUCUUAUUAUGAUAAUGUUCAAUUCAACAGUCUCAAUAUAUUGGUUUUGAUUCACAGUUGUUACUAAAUAUUUUCAAUCAGCUUUAACAUAAUCACAUUUACACUUACUACAUUAUAAGUUAAAGGUGCUGCACACACAGGUAGUUAACAUUAAUAGAAAUUGUAAACCUUAUUCUGAAAAUUUCCUGCUUAGCUUUAAGCAGAAUUAAAUUAGUGACAUUUCUCUGAUGACAAACCAAAAAUACUUGCAACUGUAUUAUGUUUCUCUAAAAAUACUGCAAUUGGGAACACAACAUCUAAAUUUUUUCAGAUUCUGCUUCCAAAGCAAGCAUAACCCACAAUAGAAACACCAGUGCUAUCAAAAAUUAUAAUAAGUAACGUCAACUGGAUAUACAUAAACUACCUGUGUAAUAAACCUUGGAGAGGCAUUUCACAAACAACAUUGUUAGUGUGUGAUGUGAUGUUUUAAAUCAGACCACAGUGGUCCCCAACUACUAUGUAUAUAUGUUCAGUGCUGGAGUAACUUUUUUAUUUACACCAGCAGUUUCAUAGCAAGUAGGAUUUCUUGACUGAAUUUAUGCUCCAGUCCUCAGCCAUUGUGUGCAUGGGAAGAACACACUUUCUGCCUUGUGUGCACACAACACAAGUGACAAUACAGCUCAGAGUGGGUACAGGCUAAAGUGCUUCCUGUGCUGGUAGACAGUUAAAAAGCUGGAUUUGAUAAGGUGUUGAUUUUGUACAUGCCCUGGCUGUGCUUUGGGAAGUGCAUAUCCAUUUAGCAGUAACUCGUUCAUCGCAAAGCGGCACCAAAAGAAGACCAGGUUGACUCUGCCUCCAUUUCAUCCACUCUACAUUUGCUCCAUUAUUUACCUAUUCAGCUGGACAAGAAGCUGUGGUAGCUGUAUAGCUCAUUCCAGCCUGCUGCACGAUCUCACUGAUUUGAUCUGAUACUCCUAAAAGAGAAGUCUGCCAGGCAAAUUAACAGCUGUAUAGGUGCAUGGUCAAGAAACACAUUACUCAAGGCUGGAGUCUAACCAAUUUUUCUUUACUAUGCAAAGAUGGAUAUUGCACAAACAGAUGAGACAAAUGUCUGAGGAAAUGCCAUAGAAUACUUGAAGUUAUGUUUUAAGCCUAAUCAGUCAUGUUUUAUAUUCAUUACUGCUUCCACUGUUACUCUUCCUUUUAAAAAUGUUUUGUAAUUAUUUUUUUAAGUGCACAACUCGAUGUUGUUAUAAAUCAAGUUUUUGUUUGAAGUUAAUACUCAUUCAUAUCCUGUUGGCUGCUAAUGAAUGGAAAUUCAAUAGUCCUUGUUCUGCAUCUUAGCAAGAUGAGUAUUAAAAAUGUCAUGAACAUGGAAUGGA
Messenger RNA from Melospiza georgiana, 5701 nucleotides. RefSeq names its product ADAM metallopeptidase domain 23 (gene ADAM23). Gene Ontology annotation, molecular function: metalloendopeptidase activity. Bases 38 to 2602 code for a protein of 854 amino acids. The transcript is spliced from 27 exons. Gene Ontology annotation, biological process: proteolysis. The record is from RefSeq and is a predicted model, not a curated record. Gene Ontology annotation, cellular component: presynaptic membrane. NCBI's taxonomy places the organism in Eukaryota, Metazoa, Chordata, Aves, Passeriformes, Passerellidae.